Molecule: messenger RNA, 1560 nt
Organism: Lolium rigidum
Lineage: Eukaryota; Viridiplantae; Streptophyta; Magnoliopsida; Poales; Poaceae
Product: xyloglucan galactosyltransferase KATAMARI1 homolog
Exons: 1
Coding region: 1-1560 (519 amino acids)
Molecular function (GO): glycosyltransferase activity
Source: RefSeq, a predicted model, not a curated record
AUGGCAUGCUCUGGUCUACCUGUCUGCAUGCAGAUCGGCACUGCACCAGCGAUGAAGCCCUUCUCGAGAGAUGGCAACGACGGGGCCGAGAGAUCAGGCAUCGUCCGGCCGACUCGGACACUCUACCUGGCACUGCUCUGCGCCAUGUUCUGGGCCGUGCUAUUCAUCCUCCAACAGCCGAAGCCAGCAGGCUUCUUCUCCCAGCUCAAGAUCGCGCCGGCGUUCCAGUUAGGGCUCUCGGACGACAAGUGUGCCGGCCGGUACGUGUACAUGUACGACCUGCCGCCACGGUUCAACGCCGACCUCGUUCGCGACUGCCGCAGCCUCACCGCUUCCACCGACGUGUGCAAGCACGCGGCCAACGACGGGUUCGGCCCGACCAUCACCGGCGGCGGCGAGGGCGGCUCGCUCCCGGAGACGGGAGCCUACGACACCGACCAGUUCAUGCUGGCCCUGAUCUUCCACGCCCGGAUGAAGCGGCACGAGUGCCUGACCUCCGACCCCGCCGCCGCCGCCGCGGUGUACAUCCCGUUCUACGCCGGGCUGGACGUGAUGAGGUACAUGGGCCAGGAGAGCCCCGACGUCGCCGCCCGCGAGGCCCUGCCGCGUGACCUCGUGGAGUGGCUUCUCCGGCGUCCCGAGUGGCGCGCCAUGGGUGGGCGCGACCACUUCCUGCUCGCCGGCCGUGGCAGCUGGGACUUCCUCCGCGAGCCCGGUGCCACCGGCAAGGGCGGCAACUCCCUCAUGACCUACCCCGCCAUCCGCAACGCCACGGUGCUCACCGUGGAGGCCAGCCCGUAUCACGGCUUCGACUUCGCCGUGCCGUUCCCGUCGCACUACCACGCCUCCUCCGACGCCGACGUCUCCAGCUGGCAGGGUCGCAUGCGGCGGGCCGAGCGCAGGUGGCUCUGGGGCUUCGCCGGCGCGUCCCGGCCAAGCAGCAAGAGGACCGUGCGCUCCCAGAUAAUGGAGCAGUGCGACAGGUCCAGCCGCUGCGCCAUGUUCGACAUCGACACGAGUGUAGCAGCCACGCCGGCCCGGACCAUGCAGCUGCUGGAGAGCGCCGAGUUCUGCGUGCAGCCGCGCGGGGACGCGUACACGCGCAAGUCCACCUUCGACAGCAUCCUCGCCGGCUGCAUCCCGGUCUUCUUCCACCCCAUCUCCGCCUACCUCCAGUACAUCUGGCACCUGCCCAGGGACUACCGGAGUUACUCCGUGUUCAUCCACCACGGUGACGUCGUCGACAAGAACGCCAGCAUCGAGGAGGUGCUCACCAAGAUACCGCCGGCCAAGGUGGCGCAGAUGCGGGAAGAGGUCAUCCGGCUCAUACCAACCGUCAUGUACAGGGACCCGGCGGCCAAGGGCGUCACCUUCAAGGACGCCUUCGACGUCGCGGUCGAUGCCGUCAUCCUCCGGGUGGCCAAGCGCCGGCGCGCCGCGGCUGAGGGCCGGGAGUGCUGGGACAGCGUCGACGGCGGCAAGAGUUGGAAGCAUGACUUGCUGGAGGAUGGGGAGAACACUACACGCCCACACGAGUUUGAUAAAUAUGUGUACACCUAA